Molecule: messenger RNA, 2750 nt
Organism: Alosa alosa (allis shad)
Lineage: Eukaryota; Metazoa; Chordata; Actinopteri; Clupeiformes; Clupeidae
Gene: uap1
Product: UDP-N-acetylglucosamine pyrophosphorylase 1
Exons: 11
Coding region: 458-2008 (516 amino acids)
Biological process (GO): UDP-N-acetylglucosamine biosynthetic process
Molecular function (GO): UDP-N-acetylglucosamine diphosphorylase activity
Source: RefSeq, a predicted model, not a curated record
GUAGACGGGCUCUGGACGCAUGCAGUGAGACAGUUGUGUCAUGUCAAACGCUGUCAUUUAUGAGAGCAUUUUAGAAGGUUGUGUGUGCCUGUCAGGCUGAAGGAGCGCGAAGGGGGGGACUAUGUAUGUGCUGCAAAUUAGUUGAUUUUACUAAACGAUUAUCAGGUCGGUUAGCUGGUUAUCCUGUGUUUGCAUUGUGUUAUCAUUUUAACGUAAGUCGUAGUCAGUCUGUAUCUGUAAUGUUUUGAUUAGGCCUAUAGUUAUAUGUUGGGGUGUAGUUUUCUUGAAGGGUGUUCCCGGUUUAAAUUACUUUAGUGCCACGUCAAAGUGACGGAGGUAAGAGGUGGACCUAGGGGCGGUGCACUUAUCACUACGAAUGUGUCCGGCCAGAGUGGCAGAGCAACAGAGGCAUCAAGACUUGUAAGCAUUUGAGAGUGUUUGUCUGAACAUAAUAAGAAUGGACAGAUUGAGAGAACGACUGACUGAGGCUGGGCAGUCCCACCUCUUGCAGUUCUGGAAUGAGCUCAGUCCUGAGGACCAGGCUGAGAUGAGCCAGGAUCUGGAGGGCAUGAACUUCAAGGAGAUCAAUGGCUUCUUUAAGAGUGCCAUGGAGACGUCCUGCCAAACAAAACAAGAGAAAGUUGACAGUCGAAUGGAGCCAGUGCCCAGGGAAGUCCUUGGGAGCGUGACUCGUGAUCGAGAGUCUGUCAAAGAUUGGGAGAAAGAGGGACUCCGCUGCAUUGCCCAGAACAAAGUUGCUGUUCUUCUACUGGCUGGUGGGCAGGGGACCCGGCUGGGCGUCUCAUACCCCAAAGGCAUGUACGAUGUCAGCCUGCCCUCACACAAAACCCUCUUUCAGAUCCAGGCCGAGCGCAUCCUGAAGCUCCAGCAGCUUGCUGAGCAGCAGCACAACACUAAGUGCUGCAUCCCCUGGUACAUUAUGACCAGUGGGAGAACAAUGGAGUCAACCAAAGAGUACUUCUCAAAACACAACUACUUUGGCCUAAGCCAAGAUGAUGUUGUAUUCUUCCAGCAAGGCAUGCUUCCCGCUAUGGAUUACAGCGGGAAAAUUAUCCUGGAGAGUAAGGGGAAACUCUCCAUGGCUCCAGAUGGCAACGGAGGUCUGUACAGGGCCCUGGGCACACAGAAGAUCAUAGUGGACAUGGAGAGGAGAGGUAUCAGCUGUAUCCACGUAUACUGCGUAGACAACAUCUUGGUGAAGGUGGCUGACCCAGCCUUUGUUGGCUUUUGUGCACUAAAGGGAGCUGACUGUGGAGCAAAGGUUGUGGAGAAGACCAAUCCGACAGAGGCCGUGGGCGUGGUCUGCAAAGUGGACGGCCGCUACCAGGUGGUGGAAUACAGCGAGAUCACCCUGGCAACAGCGGAACGGCGGAGCGCCGACGGGCGGCUGAUGUUCAACGCCGGCAACGUGGCCAAUCACUUCUUCAGCCUGACGUUCCUGAGAGACAUCGUCAAUAUCCAUGAGCCUCAGCUUCAGCACCACGUGGCCCAGAAGAAAAUCCCCUAUGUGGAUACACAAGGGCAGCUAAUCAAACCCGACAAACCCAACGGGAUUAAAAUGGAAAAAUUUGUCUUUGACAUCUUCCAGUUUGCCAAGACGUUUGUGGUGUACGAGGUCUUGCGAGAGGACGAGUUCUCGCCCCUGAAGAACGCCGACAGUCAGGACGGGAAGGACAACCCCACCACGGCGCGCCACGCCCUCAUGUCGCUCCAUCACCGAUGGGUGCUCAACGCCGGCGGGCAUUUCAUCGACGAGAAUGGCACGCGAGUCCCCGCAAUCCCCAGACACGGACCUGCAGGGAGUGUUUCACCCGGUGUCACCCAGAACUUGAAGGAUGGCACAGACCUACCAAUCAAAUGUGAGAUCUCACCACUUGUCUCCUAUGGGGGAGAGGGAUUGGAAGGAUUGGUGAAGGGCCGUGAGUUCCGUCCCACACUGGUCAUUGACAAACACGGACUCCAUGAACUGGUGAAGAACGGACUGUGAGGAACAAGAUGGCGGCAGUCGAAGAACCAAAUGGAAAUUCCUUCAUCUGUUUGCCUCUCGAACUGGGGAAACUGAAGUUAUUGUGCAAUAAAAUGAAGGAAGGAAGCGUCUUGCAGCCAACUGCACGAAAACCGUUUUAAAAGAUUGAGCUAUAUUUAUUUUGCGAAGACUUAUUUUUUUAUUUGCACCUUGUCACCGGGUCUGGCCAAUAAUAAUUGCAUUUAUCCCUUAAAUUGUACAUACAGUAGAUUUCCAGCACAGAACAAUAAAUAAGAUCAAAUGUUAUUAUGAUUAUUGUUGUACAAAAGGUACGUAGGGAGGGUUUAUGAAAUAUCCCACGUGUGACAUUUGUCAAACUGUUUGUCUCCUGCCAAAGUGGCUCAAUGUCUGUCUGCUCUACUGUACUCUGAUGAAAACUUUUCUUUUUCGACGAGAGUGUCUGUGAGUGUCUCCCAUUCGAGGUCAGACUGACAGGACUUUGAUUAAACGCACAGUUGAGUUCCCCCUGGCGAGAGUGUGUGUGUGUGUGUUUUGAUGGGUGUGUUUUUUGCAUUAGAGAUCCAGGCUCGUUGAAUCAGAAUUUCCAGCGCAUGGUUUAUGAGGGAGGUUUCAGAUGGGCCGGAGCCUGCUAGACCGCCGCAGCCAUUCAGGAAAUGUGCUCUGUGGCUCCUCGCGGCCAACUCCCCCAUCUCUCUCUCUCUCUCUCUCUCUCUCUCUCUCUCUCUCUCUCUCUCUCUCUCUC